AUGAAGGCCAUAAUUGGAUCUCAUGGCUUAUGGGACAUUGUCGAGAAAGGAUAUGAAGAUCUCGCAGACGAGAAUACUGUAACCGUGGCUGCACUAGAAGCUUGGCAGCAAACAAAAAAGAAAGAUCAAAGUGCACUCUCAAUUAUUCAUCAAGGGUUAGAUGAUGACAUGUUUGAGAAGAUAGCCAAUGCGACAAGAGCCAAGGAUGCAUGGGAAAUUCUAAAGAAUUCUGUAGUCGAAGUUGAUAGAGUGAAGAAAGAGAAUGAGUCUAUAACAGAUUAUUUUACUCGAGUAUUGGCGGUGGUGAAUCAAAUGAAACGGCUCAAUGAAAAGAUGGAAGAUGUAAGAGUAGUAGAGAAGAUUUUACACUCUCUCAACGGGAAAUUCACUUAUGUGAUGGUGGCGAUUAAAGAAUCAAAGGACAUAGAGUCUAUGGCCAUCGAUGAGUUACAUGGAUCGUUGUUAGCUCAUGAAAAGAGAAUGAAGAGGACCCAACAAGAACCGAUGGAGCAAGUUUUGCAAGCAAAAUUUUCUUUUAAUCCUAAGGGAAAUAAUAGAGGAGGAAGAGGUCGAGGUCGUGGUAGAAGCCGAGGUUAUGGACAAGGUCGUGGUCGGGGUCAAGGAAAAGGCGAGCAAAAUUCAUUUCAAGAAGAUGAAAAUAGAAGUUCUUAA
This is a messenger RNA of Mangifera indica (mango), 672 nucleotides long. RefSeq lists its product as uncharacterized. The record is from RefSeq and is a predicted model, not a curated record. The transcript has 2 exons. NCBI's taxonomy places the organism in Eukaryota, Viridiplantae, Streptophyta, Magnoliopsida, Sapindales, Anacardiaceae. Bases 1 to 672 code for a protein of 223 amino acids.